Messenger RNA from Trichoplusia ni (cabbage looper), 2665 nucleotides. RefSeq names its product protein I'm not dead yet-like. Gene Ontology annotation, biological process: monoatomic anion transmembrane transport; citrate transport. The record is from RefSeq and is a predicted model, not a curated record. Gene Ontology annotation, molecular function: citrate transmembrane transporter activity; succinate transmembrane transporter activity. Bases 108 to 1856 code for a protein of 582 amino acids. Lineage: Eukaryota; Metazoa; Arthropoda; Insecta; Lepidoptera; Noctuidae. The transcript is spliced from 16 exons. Gene Ontology annotation, cellular component: membrane.
UAUUGACAAGACAUUCAUUUAAAUUCUGCAUCUUGUCAGUCAAGUAGUGCACUUGAAAUAAUGAAAUAUUAAUAAUUUUAUUUAAGUUAAUAAUAUAAUAAGCCAUCAUGGGAGGGUUUUUAUCCGGGCUUUGGAAAAAAGAAGAGCCCCAAAAGAAGCCAAUAAAAGGCAUCGCGCCAAGAUUAAAGAAUAUACUUACGAACAACUUUAGAGGUAUCAUAGGAUGCCUCGUGCCUAUAGCAGUUUUGUCAUGGCAAUUUGAGCGAUACGUUCCCAGCAAGAAGGUGUCAAUAAUGUGGAUGUGGAUUAUCUGGUUCUUUCUACUACAACCGGUUUCUGUUCCGGUCUCUGGUUUGAUUCCAGUAUUUUUUCUGCCUAUGUCCGGAUGUAUGAGUAGUGCGCAAACUUGCGAGUGCUAUAUGAAUGAAAACGUAGUUCUGUUCCUGUUAGCCAGUAUGCUCUUGCUUGUUUUAAACAACUCCGGAAUGGAUCGCCGCAUAGCAUUGUCGUUUUUGUGUUCUGGAGACGCUUGCCAGUUUUCCGCAAAAAGGUUGAUUUUUAAAGCCAGUACGGCAGCCUUCUUCCUUUCGAUGUUCAGUAGCCGAUUGAUUGCGACCGCUACCAUCACCCAGUACGUGACUCCAGUGUUGAUGUCGUUAAAAUCGUCUGCCAAGAAAGGGGGCGCGGAUCCGGACUUCGAUGAGAUGCGAUACAUCCUGAAUAAUGCCAUCCAAACGGCUUCUGGGAUAGGUAGUGUCGCAGUAGUUCAUUCGUCUUACGCCACGUUGGUAUUCCGUGGCAUUUUUCACGAGGCACCACCCAGAAAGAAGGAGUUCCCCGAUAUUUUCAACUAUCUGCAAUACUCGGCAUUUGCUUUUCCCGUUGCCUUCGUUAUGUUUGUUUGCAAUUUCACAUAUCACAUGAUGCUAGCCAAUUCGGUUCUGGGGAAACCUAUGACGGCUGGCAGUAUGGCGGAAGUGAGAAAACAGCUUUUGAAGUAUCAGGCAGAGCUACCUCGUAAAACAACUCUACACGAAAAGCUUUCGGUCCUUAGUACUAUACUUUACCUGUUCGUUUUCUUCUUCCGUUGGAACCAAUGGAUUGACGGAUGGUCUGAGUUUAGAACCGAUCCGUACUCUUCCAACAUACCAAGAAUAAAAGACGCAACGACGGCCGCUAUAUUCGUGAUUGUAUUACAUACAAUGCCUAAAAGCUAUGGGUUUUUGAAAUACUUGGAUGCUGAAAAGAAAAGCGAACUUCCUCCUUUGAAAGCGGAAUCAGCUAUCUUAUGGUGGCGAUUUGUUGACAAGAAUACUAAUUGGGGCUACUUUUUGGUAUUUGGAUGCGCACAUGCCAUACUCAAUUCGGCUCGAGACACUGGCUUGGGCGAAAUUAUAUCGGAAAACUUUGGAACUAGCUUUACUGGACAACCUUGGAACACAUCCAUAUUCCUAGUGGUCUUCCUAACGUCGCUUUUAUGUAACAUGAUGACGGCGGCGGCGGCCUGUGCUGUAUUCUUGCCAUUUGUCAUGUGUAUGGCCCCCGGUGCGCAGUUACCCUGGCCGAAUAAGGUGUACAUUGGCGCAUUGGGUGUCGGAGUAGCAUCCUCGUUUGGGUUUUGCUUCCCCUUUAUGUACACUCCCGCUUAUUUUUGCCACCAUACUGGAAAAGUGCCUAUAAAAAAAAUGGUUAAAUAUUCUUUUAUAGCAGUUUGGAUAUGCCUUAUAAUUUUAUGGCUGGCCUUGAUAUUGUGGGCCCCAUAUUUGUUUGACCCUGAGGACGAUGGUAUACAUUGGACGAUUGCACAAGGAGCUGGAAAGAUAACAAUAGCUGAACCAACUGAACCAGAAGCAUAAAAGAAGUAACAAUAGUACCAACUGAUCAGUCUUGUCCACAAAAAAUGGUCAAAAAUGCGUUAAAAAGAAUUGUAGAUCAUGCAAAUAUACCACUAAUGAUCUACAAGCUAAGGGUAACCGAUACUUUUCGACUAUUUUUCAAGGCGUCUUUAUGACCUCCGCCAAUUUUCAGCUCUACUUUCGUCUGCUUUGACUAGACUACGAAGAAAUGAUUGGAAUGGUGAAAAGGUGUUUUGUUUUUGUUAUCUCAUGUAGUCAGGAUAAAAGGUCGGGGAUUUUUUUUUUAUUUUGUGUUAAGGAUAUUCAUUUUCAAUGGGAUAUUUGGUUCGAAGGCUUAUUGCCAUAAUGGGAGUGAUAUUUUUUUUUGUUUUUGAAGUCAUCCCGAAAAUUAACUUUACACUAUUUUAAAAUUUGAAUCAAGAUUUUAUGUAGGAUUUGUGUAGUUCAGAAAUACCCAAAACUACAUACGAUAAAUGACGAUGGACUGUGAUAUCCUUCUUGCAAGAAUAACAUUUUUAAGAUUUGAGCUUUGAUGUAGUAUAAAUAGAGUACUUUUCCCCGACCUAUUAUUUUAAGAUUUUAUUUUAAUUCCAAACUUGUUUUGUUGUACUGUUAGAAAACUAAACUGCAUGAAGCCUGUAUUCCCAAUUCUAGUGUUACUCUCUGGUCUCUGACGUCAUUGUUUUCCUCGUGACCAAUUUUCCUAACAGUCUCCUUCCGAUUCUUGCUAGAGGAGAAAACUCUAACAAUUAUUUUCUUGUCCAUAAGGAUAUUUCACAAAAACAACUGUUUAGUCUGUCAGACUGAUC